CAGCUAUGAGUCUCUGCCACCAAGGCCAAGGGUCGGUCCCACUCCCGUGGCGACUGAGAAGAGAGAGACUUGCAGUGGGUGCGUGUGGUGCGAGGUUGGCCGGGUGCUCAAACAAUUGUCUGUCUCCUAAGCUGAUCGCGAGAAAUAAAAGGGGAAGAUGUCUGUGCUGAAGCUAGACGUACACAACCACAUCCUUCCGGAGAAGUGGCCUGACCUGCGGAAGCGCUACGGGUAUGGCGGCUUCAUUCAGCUGGACCACGCCUCCUGCACUACCAAAGGUAAAGCCAACAUGAUGAAGGAUGGACAGCUUUUCCGGGUGGUGGAUGAAAACUGCUGGAACGCCGAUGCUCGACUGCGGGAUAUGGAUCGCUCAGGGGUGACGGUGCAGGCUUUGUCCACUGUACCCGUCAUGUUCAGCUAUUGGGCCAAGCCAGAUGACACCCUCGACCUCAGCAGGAUACUGAACGAUGACCUGGCUGGGGUAGUGAGUCGCCACCCUCGCCGGUUUGUCGGCCUGGGCACCAUCCCCGCCCAGGCGCCUGACCUGGCAGUGGAAGAGCUGCGUCGCCUCAAGGCUGACCUUCGCUUCCCGGGCAUCCAGAUCGGCUCACAUGUCAACGACUGGAACCUGGAUGCCAAGGAGCUGCACCCCGUGUGGAAAACAUGCGAGGACCUUGAUCUGGCCGUGUUCGUGCACCCGUGGGACAUGCAGAUGGGUGGCCGCCAGAGCAAGUACUGGCUGCCCUGGCUAGUGGGAAUGCCCGCAGAGACAGCCACAGCCAUUUGUAGCAUAUUGAUGGGCAACGUGCUGGAGCAAUUUCCCAGACUAAAGAUCGGCUUUGCUCAUGGAGGCGGGUCGUUCCCGUACACGGUGGGCCGUAUCCAACAUGGGUACAACGUGCGGCCCGACCUGUGCGCCACGGCCUGCAGCAGCCCACCACGUUCAUUCCUCGGCAAGUUUUGGUGUGACAGCCUCGUUCACGACCCCGACGCCCUCCACCUCCUGCUUAAGGUGAUGGGCGAGGACCGUGUUGUGCUAGGCACUGACUACCCCUUCCCACUGGGCGAGCACCACCCCGGUGACCUUAUCCAGAGUACAGACUUACCUGACGCUGUCAAGAAAAAACUCCUCUACCAUAACGCCCUGGAAUUCUUGAGCCUCCAGCCGUCGAAGUUUGAAUAGUUGGAAAAACACUGAGCUAGUUGAUAGAAACUUAUCUAAUUUCUUUUGAAAUAACGUUGCUAAUAGUAGGACUUCACGUAUAUGAUUUACAAGAUAUCUUUUUUGUGUUUUUGUGUGCCAUAAUUCCUCCAUUUAAAAGAGAGGAUGAUGAUAACAAUAAAAAGCUGAAAGUAAA
This is a messenger RNA of Eriocheir sinensis (Chinese mitten crab), 1358 nucleotides long. RefSeq names its product 2-amino-3-carboxymuconate-6-semialdehyde decarboxylase-like. Lineage: Eukaryota; Metazoa; Arthropoda; Malacostraca; Decapoda; Varunidae. The record is from RefSeq and is a predicted model, not a curated record. Gene Ontology annotation, cellular component: cytosol; cytoplasm. The coding region runs from base 158 to 1183 and encodes 341 amino acids. Gene Ontology annotation, molecular function: hydrolase activity; carboxy-lyase activity. The transcript is spliced from 7 exons. Gene Ontology annotation, biological process: secondary metabolic process.